Messenger RNA from Tuber aestivum (summer truffle), 4614 nucleotides. NCBI's taxonomy places the organism in Eukaryota, Fungi, Ascomycota, Pezizomycetes, Pezizales, Tuberaceae. The record is from the annotation of a GenBank genome assembly.
GGAGACGCCUCCCACCUUCCCCCACCACCAUCACAUCACCACCCUCGACACUACGGUACAGUAUUGCACUAUUCCAUUUUACCUCCACAGAAACCGAACUUUGAUAAAAAGCCUUUUCACCCCUUCGCCAACUCCUCUAUCCUGACGUUCUCUUGCGCAAAGGCACGCAGACCUUCAUCUUCAUCGCAUUCCUUAUCCUUUGCCUUCAACCCUCCACUGCUCCAUCUCACGCAACAGAACUUGAGCUCUCGGAUCGAUAGAACAUCUGUAUUGCUUGAAGGGUCCAAUAGAUUGAUAUCAUUUGUGUGCGGUUGCUGACAUCUCCAAAAAGAAAAGAAAGGAAGAAAUGUACCCGGCAUUCACGGGCUCGUCACGCAAACCCCGGAAUGUUAACCUUUCUGGCCGGAAGACUGCUGCUGCUCCAUCCCGGACGGCACAAUUCUCCCGACCUCCAGCUGCACAAACAUCGGUCCUUCAUGCCCAGCAUGAGCGAGCUCAACGUGAAGCCGCGCGUCAACGUUUAAGAGCCGCCACCACGGUGCAACGUGUUUGGAGAGGUCGGAGAGAAGCUGAGGCCCAGAGGGUGAAAUGGAGGAAAGAGUGGGAUACCGUUUUUGCUGAAGGAGCUGGUGGGAAUCUCGGGCGAGGGAGUGAUUUGGGGGAGCGGUUUGAGUACGGUGUUACAUUAUUUCUUGCAUUCUACGAGAGGGGGCAUAGACCCGGAAGGCGUCAGAAGAGGGAUUCAGGAGACUUGCUGAGAAUGAAAACUCUGGUUCUCUUCAUGACUCAAUAUCUAUCUCGAGCUCCCGAGAGGUCACGCUUAAGGGUUAGGGAACGGGGGGUAGAUGGCCGCGGAAACUUAAUGAUGGAAAAAUUUGGGAGGCUACUGAUAGAAGUGCUCCAGGAGGAGGUGUUGACAGCUGUUUCCCUACGCGUGCUACCCUCUCUAGCCGUGGAACUCCCCGGCAUUGUUGAUGCAUCAUACUACAAGGCCCUUUCUGGGAUCACCACUUCUUCCAUGUCCUCACCGGAAGACAUCUUAGAUGCUGUAUUGACCCCUCUGCAGCAUGUUGAAAGGGGGCGCGAACAGAGGAACGCAGAGAUACAUCAGGAUUUUGCUGCCAAUUACCUCGUGACCCCCGACUUGCCGGGACACCUUCAACACAGCGGCUUUGAGCGAUUAGGGGGGACCGUAGGAUUUGGGAAGCUCAUUAAGGCCAUGUCUGAAUCCCCGGGACAAUGGGUUGUUGCUACGAGUGAAGAGAGGCUAUGGAUGUUAUCCUACAUAAUCCAAUUUACCCCCAAUAUGUCUGACAGCCAAGUAAUUGACCUCACUGGAGAUGAAACAUUUGUCAGCAGCGAUUUUGAGGAGCGGAGCUAUAUUCAUGUCAUGUCUCUUCUCCUCUCUUCGGUCGCUAAUGAGGCGAGCAAGAGAGCCGAGGUGGAAGAUAUAUCUAUGGAAGUUGAGGGUGAUCAGCAGGAUGGGGGUGUAUCGAGUGGGGAAAGAUCUCAUGGGAACAAAAGCCAACCGUUACCCCCGUUUGUCAAAUCUAAGCUCGAGAGCUUGAUCCAACAGCCUUCUAUCACAUCCAUAUUUUCGCGUGCGAAUUUCUCCAGCAACGAUGAUCGCCAAGCAAAAAUGCUCGCCGGAUUUGCACUGACGUUACUAUUGGUAUUCCCAAAAGUGAAGCGAGAGGUCUGUAUGUGGCUCUGUCUUGCUGAAACUAAGGAUGGGGUAUCUCCGUUGAGAUAUCUAUGGGCAGCCGUCAGGCGAUCAAAGUUGUUUCUAGGUGUCACCAGGGAUAUUCACUUGGUCGCGAGCAGCCUGAAGGGGCGAAACCUAUCCACCGAUGACACCUCUAUAGGAGAUUUCGACAACGGUGAAUGGAACUUGAUUCUUUUGUUCAUUGAGCUCUAUGGAUUUCUGCUUCUUGUUAUGGACGAUGACGAAUUUUUUGCGGGCAACAGGGCAGAUAAAAAGGCCCGGCAAUUACCGCUAAAGGAUAUAGAAAAUCUAAGUGUAUUUCUCAAGAACCUGGCUUUUGCGAUGUAUUACUGGGGAGGGGAGAUAAUGGGAGAGGACAAGCAGAAACCUGAUGGAGGGUCUAUCUUCAGAGACCAGGGGUGGGAGGUUGAGCAUUUGAGAACUGCUGUGACAGUGCUCUUGAAGGCCAUCUACGCUAGAGAGUAUUAUUCCCCUCCUCACAUAAAUUAGUAAGUUUUCUAAUAAGGUUGAAAUAGUUCGAGGCGAAAAUUCCUCCCAUCUAGUCACUGGCUUAUGACCGCCGCCGGCUUCGACAUCGAAGGCUUCAUUCCUGCCGUCGUGCAGGAGGAGGAAAACAGACAUCGGUUGGAGAGCGAGGAGGAGGAGGAAGAUGGCGAGGAACCGGAACGUCAGUAUGAUCAAGCAGCGAUUGCUGCGUUAGGUCCGUAUGAACGGCGAAAUCUGCGAUUGGAAUUGAUGAACAAAAUUCAGCGCAGAAAGCAGCGGGAAUUCCACUUAGCAACCAUCACUCCGCGCUUGGAGAUACUUCAGAAUCUCCCCUUCUUUAUUCCCUUUGCUACUAGGGUGCAAGUAUUCCGGGAAUUUGUUUCAGGCGACCAACGUCGGCGCCGCGAAGGAUUUGUUGACCCGGAUCAAUGGAGGGCUUCCGUCCUAUCGCGGAGCUCUCCAGCGCGGGGUCCGCUUGAGGAUGCCCGGGAUACCCUUAAUAAGCAUCACGCAACGAUCAGGAGGAACAGGGUGUUUGAAGACGCUUAUGAGCAGUUCUGGCCCUUAGGAGAGGGCCUCAAGGAGCCCAUUCAAAUCACUUUUAUUGACCGUUUUGGUGUCGAGGAAGCUGGGAUUGAUGGUGGUGGUGUCACAAAAGAGUUUUUGACAGGUGUAUGCGGAGAUGCUUUUACACCAGGUGUCAUCGCAGGAGCUGAUCGAGAGGCCGACAGUGAUGGUACGGAUCUGCCUAGUGAUGAUGAAGCUGAGAAGGCUGCCGAAUUUGGCAAGAAUCUAUUCUUGGAGAAUGAACAGCAUCUGUUGUACCCUAACCCAAUGAGCAUCGAGGAGCUCAAGGAGGAGCUGAUUGGGACAGUACGCCCCUAUCAAGACAUGAUCGGGGAUGAAGUUAAGUCACUGUUGAAAAGGUACGAAUUUCUUGGAAGAGUGCUCGGGAAGUGUCUGUACGAAGGAAUUCUCGUGGAUGUUGCUUUCGCUCCCUUCUUCCUCCUCAAAUGGAGUCAACAAGCCUCAGGCUCUGGAGCUAGUACGGCCGUUGGUGUCAAUGACCUCCGGGAUCUUGACGAGGGCCUUUACCGAGGACUUGUGGAGCUUAAGAAUUACACGGGCGAUGUCGAAUCCGACUUUGGGCUUGAUUUCACCAUUAGUUCUCGUCUUCCAAGACACGACAAGACCAUCACGGUGGAACUUAAACCUGACGGGGAGACAAUUCCAGUCACGAACGCAAACAAGCUCGAAUACAUCCACCUCGUUUCCCGAUACCGACUAUCCGUGCAGGCCCAUAUUCAAACUUCGGCGUUUCUGAAAGGCCUGAACUCGAUUAUAAACCCAAGCUGGCUGUCCAUGUUCAACCAAUCAGAGUUGCAAACUCUAGUGGGCGGGGAUAUUGAUACGCCGAUCGAUGUGGAAGAUUUGAGAAGAAACACUAUCUAUGGAGGUGUUUACCAAAUUGGCGACGAUGGCGUGGAGCACGAGAGCAUACGACUAUUCUGGCAGGUCAUGCGCUCUCUUGGCGAUGAAGAGCGUAGGAAGGUCUUGAAGUUUGUGACCAGCGUCGCCCGAGCACCGCUAUUAGGGUUCGGAGUUUUGAGGCCAAGAUUUAGUAUCAGAGACGCGGGUGAGGACCAGGGGAGACUUUGCAGUGCUAGUAUGUUACCAUAUCAUUUAUUCUCGCUUUAAACGCUAACAAUGAUAGGUACUUGCGUGAACCUUCUCAAACUCCCCCGAUACAGGGAUCCCAAAAUCCUUCGACAAAAGCUCCUUUACUCUGUGAAUUCAAACGCGGGCUUUGACCUAUCUUGAGGUAUUAUAACUAGUAGUACUAUCCUUUUUCGUUUACUUUGCUGUUGCUUUUGAAUUAUAUCUUAUCGCCUGUCUCUUUUUUUUGACAAUGGGGAGUACCCGGUAGCAUGUGUCCUUCCCUUUCUUUCUUGUACUUGCUUUGCCUGGAGGCUAGUUUGUGUGUAGAUACUUUUUAUGGCGUGGAGGAUAUUCUUCCCUUUUCAUCUGUGUGAUCGAUGAAUGGGGGAAUAGGAUUUGAAUCGGGAGAACUUGUCUUAUGCGUGUUGCUGAUGGACGGGGUUCCAUACAAACCGACUUGCGCGAGCCGCUGUAGGGCAGAUGGGGGACAAAGGGCUUGACUUUUAAUGCUGACAAAUGUGAGGGGCCGUGUGGCAUAUGUGUGGGCGGUGUUUUCUUAUUGUGGUGGGAGAUACGGUACUGUGGUUCAUCGAGCCUGGUUGGGUGCGCUUCCUUCAACUGGGGUGACACUGAAAGCGGAGGGCUUGGGGGAGGGGGGAUGAAGGCUAUUGCUGACCUUUGCUCAAUGGGAGAAUACUGGUAUCAUACUUUGUCGAGAGAAUCAAAUGGAAUCAGAUUGAUAG